Molecule: messenger RNA, 2916 nt
Organism: Symbiodinium natans
Lineage: Eukaryota; Dinophyceae; Suessiales; Symbiodiniaceae
Source: the annotation of a GenBank genome assembly
AUGGCGGAUGGUGUUCCGUUGUGGGCUGGGGCUCCUGAGAAGUCCCGCCUCUUGGAGUUCGUGAAGGACUUUGCAAAGUGUGCAAUCCGCGGCUCCCCUUGCACACUCCUCAGCGCCGAAGCAGGCGAUCCUAUCUCUGCAGCUUACUUCAUCGACCCGCAGAUGCGCAGGCUCUUCUUGAAGCGCACUCAGACUCCAGAGACACUCCUAGCCAACAUCCGCUUGGAGAACGUCAAGGAGGUGUCAGAAGGAGCCGCCAGUGAGUCUGCGCUUCCCAAGGGACUUGCGCCGCAGGAUCUGCAGAGGCUGGUCGUCCUCGAAUUUGUGAACGGCGAUCCUAGCUUAUUCCUGUUGGAGGGCCAUUCCAAUGACCGCGACCGCUUUAUCCUGUGCUUGAAGAUCCUGAGGCAAGAAGCCGUCGAGGUCACGCAACAGAGACAGGAGAAAACAAGCCACUAUGCCUACCUAGUAGGACAAGCCAUGUCUUGGAGUCCCUCUGGAAUGAUCCUUCUGCUUGCUGGGUUCCUGGCAGCUGGCGCGACUGACUCCGGCAACCUCAAUGGUGACUACGUGCCGGGCUUACAGGUGCUGUCUCAAACACCUGGCGGCAAGGAGACGCAAAAACGAUUUCCGACCCAUUUCGCGGACUACCCUGGAAAGCCUUCUUUCUUCGACGUUUACAGCCCGACCAUCCGAAGCCUCUACUCGCAAGUCUUCUGGAAGGCGCUGCCCCCGGUCGACCUGCCGGAAGCCGUGGUGAGGCGGUUUGAUGGCAAAGGAAUGGCAGUCGUCGGUUUUGAGGUGGACCAAGUGCGCAGGACCAAAGAUGGGGAUGUGUCGGUUCCAAUUUCCGUGGCUUACAACCAUCACUUUGAGACCACGAUGGUCGGGAAGCGUGCUGCGUUCGAGAAUGCCCUCAUGCAGGGUCCCGGAGACCCCCGCAUUCCUGCGAAGCAUGGACAUGGAGCAAGCUCCGUCUGGAAGCCAGGUAAGCGAGAAUGGGUCGUGCGGGAGAGAGCGCCCGGGGAUCUUCCCACAAGCCAGAGCUUCGGUGGUGCUAAUGGUGGGGAGUACCGCAAGAGCUUCCAUGGCUACGCACCGGGCUUUGUGCAGGUCAUCGAGUCCCCGACUCAAAUCCAGAUUACGCCAAUGCAGAUUGAUACCUGGAACAGGGACAAGAUGAAUAUCUCGCAUCCAACAAGCUUCGUGCCGGGACCUGACCUCACUGGCUCCGACCUCCGGGCCUGUCACCCCCAGCCGAGAAAGCCUCAAACCGACACGAGACACUCGAAGCUCUACAAACGCUAUGAGCUCAAAAAGAACCAAAGAAUCAAAGCUCCGACCGAGGCUGCUGGAGUGUCCGGUGACGACCCGGUGCCAGGUGAGGCCGUAGUCCGCCUGCGAGAUCCGUGCUCCAGGUCCCCAGACUCAGGCGAGGAGUGUCUGGCUCUGGCCCGAGCAGCUCUGUAUGGACAGCACCGACGUUUCUUGCUGGAUCCUUCUGUGUCUGCACAUGUCGGGUGCACCAUCAUGGCCGACAGCCAUGAGCUGAACCUCGUCCAUGUUCACUUCAAGGUGCGCGGCGCUGGACUCGAGUCUACGUGGUGCAGCCGGCAGCGACUGCGCCGCAACCGCACCAAGCAUUGCCUUCCCGUGCGAGGUGCAACAGACGCCAAGAAGUUUGUUGGCACGAGCAGCCCUUUGGUGAACGUGUCUGUGGUACUGGACCUGUCUUCGCAGCAAGCCCGCAUCUCCUUGACUGGAUUCAAUGCGGUCGCCAUGGCAGACUCACCCUGGGCGCUUAUUGUAGACGGGUCUGGGAAUGUCACAGAGCGGCGUUUGGGGGAUCACCGGCCCGGACAACUGCUGAAGCCAUCCGUGGCAGUUGAGGAGGUGAAGGUUGUUGGAGACCUCAGAUCGGUGACGGUGACACGACCCUUGAAGGGCGCUUCGCCGGACUACUACACCUUUACCCCCUUCACCGACGGGAGCGGCCAGCUGAAUUUCAUCAGCGCCGUGGGCAGCACUGCGAACUUGUCAUACCACAGUCAACGCACCCCUGGUCAGCUGACCUUCCUUCCGGUGGACCUGGAUGGCGCUUGCGUCUGCAGAGGCGAACCGAUCCCGUUCGGAAAGGCCAAGGGCUCCUUGGAGUAUCGGGCCACGGGCCAGCCGGAGGAUCUUGGCUCCGGCAGCUCGGGCUUCAACAACCACUGCCCGGAGCAGCCUAGGAGUGAUCUGUUGGCCAUGCAGAAUCCGACCUGUGACCUCCGGAACUACUCGGGCGGCCAACUGGCUUGCCACCACAUGUGGUCUCUCCUGGAUGCGGAUCAACCCAUCCCCUGGCCAGAGAAACCCCUUGAAUACUCCUUGAAGUUCCGCUUCUGGGUCGAGGAAUACAACAAGUCUUAUCAUACAAGCUUGCGGCGAGUGACCUGGGGCAUUGCCUCGCCAGUCGAGUAUGAUGUGCCCAGAUGUGCGGAAGGCACUAUGGGCUGUUCCCCCGACGGGAGUGGGGGAUGGAUUCACACCAUCCGGGGCACCUUCACAGGCGAAGGCAGGCUGUCAGCGGCCCACUUCCACUGCCACGCGCCGACCUGCCUCUCCAUGGCGCUGUACCGCUGCCCCAAGGGCACAAAGGUCUGCGACCAAACGACCGGUGAGCUCCUGUGCGUGGAGCGGCCCGUCUACGGCAACGCGUCCGGUGACCUCUUCGGAGAGCCUGGCUACAUCUUCCAGCCACCCUGUCUCUGGGGUGGGGAGGAGUUUGGACUGCAACCCCCUCCGAGCGUGGAAGGCUUCGUGUUGGGCGCAGUGAAGACAUCCAACGCCACGUAUGGCCAUCAUGGAGAGAUGGCCUGGCAACAGAUGUACGUCUACGAUGCAGAAGCCAGCAGGGACACGGAGGUGGUAUGA